Calidris pugnax (ruff) is the source of this 1193-nucleotide messenger RNA. RefSeq names its product G-protein coupled receptor 183-like. Gene Ontology annotation, biological process: G protein-coupled receptor signaling pathway. Gene Ontology annotation, molecular function: G protein-coupled receptor activity; oxysterol binding. Gene Ontology annotation, cellular component: membrane. The coding region runs from base 132 to 1193 and encodes 353 amino acids. The transcript is spliced from 2 exons. Lineage: Eukaryota; Metazoa; Chordata; Aves; Charadriiformes; Scolopacidae. The record is from RefSeq and is a predicted model, not a curated record.
CCCCGUCUCAUCCCAUCCCACCCCAUCCCAUCCCACCCCAUCCCGAGCGGAGCCCGACGGCGGGAGGUGGCCCCCGGUGGCGGCAGCGUGCGGAGCGGGGAGAAGGCAAGAGCUCGCGUGGCGCCGCGGAAAUGGCUGUUGCGGAGGUUGCCGUGUUCCCGCCCGCCAACCUCACCUCCAGCAACCAGAGCAGCUGCAACGUGCACAACCACCACUUCUCCGCCAAAGUCACCUUCUCCCUCUUUUACACCGCCCUGCUGGUGUUCGGCGCCUGCGGGAACGUCCUGGCCCUCUGCAUCACCUUCCAGCGCAGGAAGAAGAAGCUCAACUCCACCGAUCUCUACCUGGUCAACCUGGCCCUCUCCGAUGCCCUCUUCACCCUGGCGCUGCCGGGCAGGAUCGCCUACUACAUCCUGGAGUUUGACUGGCCCUUCGGGGACUGGUUCUGCAGGGCCACAGCCUUCAUUUUCUACAUGAACACCUACGUGGGCAUCUACUUCAUGACCUGCGUGAGCGUGGACCGCUACAUCGCCGUGGUGCGCACCAGGCAUCCCGGCAGGAUCCGGAAGAUGAGCCGUGCCAGGGGCGUCUGCAUCCUCAUCUGGUCCUUGGUGUUCCUACAGACGGCGCCGCUGCUCCUGCGGCCCAUGACGCGGAGGAUGGGGGACAAGCUGACGUGCAUGGAGUACUUCAACUUUGAGGAGAUUCCCAAACUGCCCUACCUGCUCCUGGGAGCCUGCGUGCUCGGCUUCUUCCUGCCUGUGGGCAUCAUCUUGGUGUGUUACGUGAGGAUCAACCUCAAGCUUUGCCAGACGGCCAAAGAGAACCCGCUGACUGUGAAGAACGGGCACCACCGCCGGGCUUUCACUGUCAUCCUGGUGGUGCUGCUGGCCGUCCUUCUCUGCUUCAGCCCCUACCACCUCAACAUCGUCCAGUUCAUGGUCAGGAAGAUCCUCUACCAGCCAUCCUGCCGCGAGCAGCAAGCCUUCAAGAUGUCCCUGCAAGUCACCGUGGCAUUCAUGAACCUCAACUGCUGCAUUGACCCCAUCAUCUACUUCUUUGCCUUCCGGGGGUACAAGCGGAGGCUGCUCCGCAUCUUCAGGAACAGCGGCUCCAUGGCCACCUCUUCCACUGCCAAGACCCCUUCCGAGAGCAACAGCAACAGCCAGCCCCCUGGCUCUGUCUCUGUCUAG